GAGGCAACUUCGCGACCAAGAUGCAGUGCCGCCAGUGCUUCGCCCCCGCGCCGAAGCACAUCCAGGCGGCCAUCACGCGUGCGUCCCGCUCUUCACCGGUGCGGCGGCCGUGGCAGAGGGCCAACCCCCCAGCUGGGGGCAAGGCCGAAGGCAAGGGCAAGGAGAAGGGAGACAAGGGCAAGGACAAGGGCGUGGCUGGCCCCGCUCCUCGCGGCACUGCUGGCGCUGCUUGGGGCUACUUCGGGGCUGGCACUGACCUGCUCAAGUCCAAGGCAGCCGAGCAGCCCGACCCCAUCGCGGUGCUCGACAAGUCGAUCGGCAUGCUUGAGUCCCUCGCCGACCCCAGUCUCGGCUCCAUCAUCGAGGCCAAGCGGGCGGAGAGGGCGACCCUUGUCGCCCAGAAGCGGGCAGGCAAGCCUCUGCACCUGCAGCUGCAGGCACUGGAGGGCAAGAUGGCCGCCGCGCAGCGCAAGCUCGCACGCCAGCGCGAUGAGGUCGUGCCCGAGCUGCAGCAGCGCCUGGCGGAGGCUCAGCGGAUGCAGGAGGCGGCCAGCAAGGAGCUGGAGCAGCUGCAGGAGGAGAAGGCUCAACUGGCCAGGCGAAUCGUGGCGGAGGAGCAGGCCCCAGUGGGGGCAGCGGGUCCUCUCGGCGGUGGCCCCCAUUGCGGGCAGGCGGUCAUCAGCCAGCUCGUGGCCAACCUGGAGAAGCUGGUGGGGGGCACCGAGGGCGACGGCGACUCGGUGCCCAAACCACUCGUGGAGUCCCUCCAGAGCUUGCUCAAGCUGGUCAAGGAGCUCCCUCAGGCUUCGGCCGAUGGCGGCGGCGACGCAGUGGAGGAGCAGAAGCGCAAGCGAGACGAGCUGGUGGACCAGUACCUCAGCGGGCGUCUCUUCGAUGGGCCCGCGGGCCCGCCCUUGAUCGACUGGACCACCUACGGGGGCGGCCAGUUCUGGACGAGCGAGGGCCUCUACGAGGAGGAGCUGCACGGGGUUGGCUUCUCUGAGGGCGGCGGGGGCGCGUACUCUGGCCAGGGCGACGGCUACUGCGCGCCCGCGGCCAUGGGCAGGCAGCCGCCGCCCGUCGUGCCCAACACCUGUCAGUCCACCUACCUCGAGGGCAGGUCGCAGCGCGUUGGGGAUGACCCAGCGGGGCAGCCUCAGAGGCGCCGACGCACUCGGCGAGGAGACCGACACGUCAUCGCCGCCACCUUCAAUGCCAAUCUCUCCUGGGCUCGCGUCGAAGAGUUCAUGGAAGAGGAGAUCGACCAGCUCAUCAAGAGCGGCGGCGUCCCCGUCAUAGCGGUGCAGGAGCACGCGAAGCCCGCCGAGUGGUUCCGCGUCACUGCAGCGGCGCAAGAGCGACGGGGCUGGCGAGUCGUGGGCGCGCCUGCCGCGCGCGCGGCAGAGGGCGGCUACUCCGCGGGCGUGGCGCUGAUCACACCGCGCUGCCUGAGCCUCAGCCUGGCGCCAGGCAGGCUGUGCUUGGGCAUGACCGAGGUCAAGGGCAUUGGCUGGGUGGCCCUUUUCUCGGUGUACUUGUUCACGGGCAAGCCCGCUACCUGGGCCUUGAACGCGGCCCUGCUGGACACCAUCGUGCAUUGGGUCUGCCAGAUGAGGAUCCCCUGGAUGGCCAUGGGUGACUUCAACAAUGAGCCGCACGCCAUCCUCGACAGCCCCUGGAAUCAGGAGGCCAAGGGCCAAGUUCUGGCCUGGCAAGGGGGAGGAGGCACAUGCAGGUCCAAGGUGGUAAAGCAGGGCGUGGAGGAGAUUAAGGAUCGGGUCAUCGACUUCUUCUGGGUGGAUGCGAGGCUGGCCGUGAUCUUUUGCCCAGUGAAGUCCUUCGAGAACAUGCCCUACAGGCCGCGCAGGCCGACUUGGAUCCGCGCCGACAAGCCCUGGCACGCGUGCCAGAUCCAGAUUCUCAAGGGCCCCAAGCAGUACCCCAUCACCAGGCCGCCACCUGUCAGGCAGCCCGAGAUCCCGCAGGGCUACCCCAAGCUCGACCUGCUCCACGGUUCGCAGCAGCACCUGGACCAGUGCUGGAGGGGGUUUUGCUCUGCAGCUGAGGCCGAGCUUCGAUCUCUGUUCGGCUGGACGGAGUUGGAGGCACGCAGGUAUGAAGGCCGAGGCUUGACUCCCGAGGUGGUGCAGAGACAGCUUCUUCCGAAGCAUGACAGCCCCGUGGCUGAUCGAGGUCCUGCCAGGGCCUGGCGUUGGGCCGCGGGGGAACUGGCCUGGAUAGGCCAACUCGUCUGCUGCGUCUUGCGGGGCCAGUCGGUGCCCAAGGCCAAGUCGGAGGCCCCGGCGGGCCAGGCUACCACCUCGGGAGAAGGGCCUCCUCGAUCCUACAACGAGGAGGUCACAGGCCAGCUCAGACGGGCCUGGAGGAAGCUGCUCCAGGCGAGGCACCACUGGGACCAGCUGGAGCCCUGGAGCGCGGGGUUACUGCCAGCGCUGCGCACCCUCGCCGACGUGGAGCCCCACUUCAUCGGCACGCAGGCCAUCUACGCGCUGCAGCAGUUCGCCAAGGUGCGGGCCCAGACCUGGGAGCAACACCUCAUGCGGCAGCGCUCCAAGCGGUUCUACGAGCGCCUGAGCGCGAAGUUCCCAGGCUCAGGGGGCUACUUGCACCGCAUCUGCCACUGGAAGCAGGCGUGGAAGGAGCCCAUCUCGUCGGCCAAGAAGCUGAAGCUGCCAGCGGGCCCGCAGCUCGCGGUCAAUCAGGAGGCGCAGGAGUGGGCUAGCAUUUGGCGCGCUGGGUCAGGUGACUACACCAAGUUGUGGCAGGACACUCAGGUCCAGGCCCAACGGAUGGCCCACGCGCAGGAGCUGCCCAUCAUCGACGCGAUGCAGGUGCGCACCAUAUGCCGCAGUUACACAUGGAAGACUGGGCUCGGGCUUGACGGCUGGCACUUCGGGCACCUGGCCUGGCUCAGUGACGAGGCUUUGACCAGCCUCGGGGACAUCCUCAUGCUGUGCGAGCGGCUCUGCUCGUGGCCCACGGCCAUACGCAUGCUCAUACUUUUCCUGGUCGCCAAGGAAGACGGCGGCGGCAGGCCCAUCACCCUUUUUCCCACGCCAGUGCGCAUCUGGGAGGCUGUUCGUGAUCCCUUGAUUCGGCGGUGGGAGCGGGUUCACGUGAGGCCCUACGACUGGGCAUCACCAGGGCGCAGCAGUGAGCAUGCUGUUUGGAGAGCGAUGUUGGACGACGAGGCCUUGGAAGGCACCUGCUUCGCGUCCCUCACCGCCUUGAUGGAUUUGGAGAAGGCGUAUGAAUAUGUAGCGCUCAAUUUGAUUUGGAUUCUAGGCAUGGUGCAGCAAGCACCCAUGAGUGUCUUGGCCCUUUCUCUGGAGUCGUACGCUUUCCCUCGGGCGGUCCGAAAGGGCCAGGCCGUCGCAGACGCCAUUUGUACCCGCGUGGGGUUGCCCGCUGGGUCGAAGUAUGCCAAUCGCUUACUGAAGAUUGUGCUGCAUCCGAUCCUGGACGUCGUGGCCCGAUGGCCAGGGGCCAAGCUGGAGAUCACGAAGUUUGUGGACGACUUAGCCCUGCGGAUGGUGGGCAGGAGCGCACAGCUGAGGGUGAUCUUCCCCGACCUGGCCCGCACCCUCAUCCGCCUCUUGGAGUCGCUGCUGCAGCUCAAGGUCUCGAAGGGUGAGGGAGGCAAGUCGAAGUUCGUCUCCAGCGACGGCUCCUUGGCACAGGAGCUGGCACAGCCCACGGCGGACAUCGGCCUGCAGCACGGCGAGAGCGAGCGCUGGUUGGGCGUGGACUACCAACCCCAGGGCCCUCGGAAGAAGGCCACCAGAGCCAGACGGGUCAAGACUGCUCGAGGCCGCUGGCACAAGGCGGCGGCCCUCAAGCGGCGAGGGGUGAGGGUACGCCUUGUGGUGCAGCAAGGCCUCAAAGCGUCAGUUGCGUAUGGGGCGACCUGCGCUGGCACCCCUCCUGCCGUCCUCAAGUUCGUCAUGGCCGAGACAGCUGCUGUGCGUGCGGGGGCUGGGACCUUUCGUUCGGGCACGUUGGGCUGGGCGAUCGCGCCGAGGACGGACGGCGCCGGGCAGCUCAGGAUCGCCCCUCUUCGGGCAUGGCUACGCGAGGCCUGGGACCAGCCCGAGAGACGGAAGGAGAUGGCCCACGCGUGGGGCCGUCAGUGGCCCAAGGUGCAGCGUGCCCUCACCUAUGGCCCCGCCAAGUUCGACGCCUGGAAGAUGGUGCGGGGGCCAGCGGCUGCCACCAUUCUGACGGUGCACGAGCUGGGAUGGCACAUGGAGGACGCCUGGACCAUCCUCGACGGCGUCCACGGCAAGUGGGACAUCCGCGAGGUCGCCCCCCUCGAGAUCCUGCGGUCUGCAGAGAGGGCGGUCGCAAAGAAGAAGCUCAUGGACUGGGCGCUCGCUGAUGAGGAGCGCCAGCCGCUCCGACCCACUCCCUUCCUGUUGCCAGUCAAGCAGCUCAUGCGCUCCAAGCCCACGGAGACCUGGACGAGACACCACAUCAACAGUGCCAGGACGGUCGCGCUAGGAAGUUACCCUGUACAGACGGUGUGCUACGAGCGCGGCCAGGUCACGAGUCCUCUGUGCCCUUUGUGCGGCAAGAAGAAGGGCACUUUGUUGCAUGUGUAUUUUCUUUGUGAUGCAGAUGUGUGCGUCACGAUUCGUGAUGGGCUCACGGAGCCGACUCUCAAGAACAGUUUUCGGGACGUGGUGCAUUUGGGCGAGACGGCCGCCACGAAGGAGGAGCAGGGCUGCAGAGGCGGUGACACGCUCUUCUGGAAAUUGGCUCGCGGCCUGAUCGCGGACCCCGUGGCCGACUUCCAGGUGCCCACGCCGCCCGACGAGUACCAGUGGGGCGACCCUGACGGCGAGAUGGUGCUGUCGGGCUGGGUGGCCACGGACGGAUGCGUCCUGUCCCCCGGCGUGGAGGAGGUUUCCACGGGAGGCUUCGCCGCCAUCACCUGGAGCGCUGAAAAGAAAAGUGAGAUUCAGUCAUUGUUCGGUGCUGUGCCAGUUGCGAGGCCCACGUCGGCCCACUGUGAGAUCUGGGCUGUGUACCAGGCUGUAAAGCACUCGGUAGGGCUCGUAGGGCUCCUGAUAGAUAGCAAGCAGGUCGUUCAGGGGCUCUUGGCAGGCAACGAAUUUUGUGUGAAUAGCGAGCAGAUGACCGCGCACCUUUGGAAGCUUGUUUGGGAUGCCCUGGAGGAUCA
This is a messenger RNA of Prorocentrum cordatum, 5203 nucleotides long. The record is from the annotation of a GenBank genome assembly. Lineage: Eukaryota; Dinophyceae; Prorocentrales; Prorocentraceae.